UUUUUCGAGUACUGGAUUGACGGUUUUUUUCAAUGGCACAGCUAACUCGUUUUCGUCCUUUGCUUGAAAGAGUGUUAGUUGAAAGGCUAGCUCCAGAAGCCAAAACUAAAGGAGGAGUCAUUAUUCCCCUUACCGCUCAGUCAAAAGUUAAUGAAGGUAUAGUUAAAGCUAUUGCCAAAGAUGUCGAUAAUGUGGCUGUAGAUGAUCACGUCUUAUUACCAGAAUAUGGGGGUACAUCUCUUUCUUUAGAUGACAAAGAAUAUUAUCUUUAUAAAAAGUCGGAAAUUUUGGGCGUUGUUGAGAAGUCUUAAAGUAAUGUAAAUCAUUGGUUGUAAUAAAGAUU
This is a messenger RNA of Zophobas morio, 343 nucleotides long. RefSeq names its product 10 kDa heat shock protein, mitochondrial-like. Gene Ontology annotation, cellular component: mitochondrial matrix. Gene Ontology annotation, molecular function: protein folding chaperone; ATP binding; protein-folding chaperone binding. Lineage: Eukaryota; Metazoa; Arthropoda; Insecta; Coleoptera; Tenebrionidae. The transcript has 4 exons. The coding region runs from base 33 to 311 and encodes 92 amino acids. The record is from RefSeq and is a predicted model, not a curated record.